This is a messenger RNA of Durusdinium trenchii, 1611 nucleotides long. Lineage: Eukaryota; Dinophyceae; Suessiales; Symbiodiniaceae. The record is from the annotation of a GenBank genome assembly.
CGGAGAAAGUCGACUGCUUUGAAUCCAUAAGAUUGAGCAAUGGACGUCAUGCUCGCCUUUCCAGCGACUUUAAGGCCGAGCCCAACGACGCAAAAGCUCCCUUUGGCUCCAGUGCAUUCUGUGAGGCACUUCAGUUGGAAAGGCCAUGAAGCAACUCUUGUGCUGAGUUGCGGCUUACCUGUCAAGGUGAUGCAAUGGCGCCGCUGUCAUCGAGAGCUUUUGGCUCGCCACGCAAGAAAGUCCUUUGAGUGCUUCCCCAGUGGAGAAGGUUCCCCAGAUCGACUUGCAGACUUGUUCCUCCAAUUGCCACUGCGGAAUGGUGUGCUGCUCUCUGGUGUGCUGGCCAGAGACCCACCAAAGGUUCUCAUGCCCCCUUUGGCCAUAGUGCCGAGAGAUGGUGCAGCCUGCAUUCCUUUCGAAGUUGAGGAGACACAAAAUUCAGAAGCGUUGAGGCACUUCCAUCCUGGUCCCUUGCUCCCUGAGUCAGCGCCUGGCAAAGCUUUGCAGCAGUCGUUGCAGGCAGCACCAGAGGAGUUUGAAGUUCUUAGCAAGUACGAGCACAUGCGAGCAUGGAUCAGCGGAUCAUCUCCACCCGAAGAGCAGGCAGAAGUGCUCUUGCUCGAGGUCUACAGGCGCUUCCAAAAGGAGACUGGAGCACCACCGAGGCCUAAAGCAGCAAGCGUAGCAAGCGAGGAAGAAUAUGACCUGUACAUCCACUCCUGCAAGGAUGUGUCGAUAAAGGCUCUACAUGGUACAUGCAGUCCGGAUUUCUGCAUGAUUGCGGAGGCUCAUGUCUUGGGCCUCGCUAAGAAUUCAGAUUUUCCAAGGCUCAAGCAGAGGGAUGCCAGAGCAAUGUAUGCAAGCGCCAUGCGCUUCGGAUAUGCGGUCCGGCAAGCAGAGAUUCGUCACCAGGCAGAUGGUGUGGUGGGAACCUUUGUCCCAUUGCCCGUUGAAGCGGAGAUGUGUCGAAAGGAGUUGGAAAGUCUUUGGGCGCGGCCAGCUGCGUCAGGUACAGCCACAAGUCCCAGUGAGGAAUGUCACGCUGGUCAGGAGCCCAUGGAAUCCAACAGUGCAGCUGCUGCACACUUCAGCUUGCAAGAGGUCUUCAACAGGCUCAAAAGAAUAGGGGAGGCAAGACCUGGACUCGCCACGUACCUUGGCUGGUUGGGCAAAUUUGACCCUGAAGCACUUUCCAUUUUGUCAACCCCGACUCCUACGAUUGCUUGGGCGAUGAAGUUGCAGGCUGAUGCAGUUUGGGGGACAGCUGGCGAGACUUCCGGGGACGAAGAAGGGAAAGAGCCGACCGUGGCUUCGACUCCGGCAGACAUGCUGGAGGCAACCUUAUUUGGAGCUUGGCUACAUGAUGCUGAAGCCAACGCGCAAGAAGUGUGCUCAAGGCUUGACUGUGGCGCUCAAGGAUGAACAGCGGGACCUUAUUGCUUGUGCACACACGCUUUGUAAGCGGUGUGCCUCAAUAGGCUGCCUUGUACAUUUCGUUCCCUGAGGCAGUUGUUCCCCCGUUUCGUUCACUUUCACACUUCUGCAGAAGUGUUGGUUGGGCCAUUUUCUUGGAUGGCCUUUGCAUUUGAGGUGUCCAAAUGGAGAAACUCA